AAUAUUUUUUUUUCCUAAUUAAUAUUUUGACGAAAUUCAUUUUCAAUGCAUCCAAAUUCAAUUCAAUCCGUCCGUUUGCCAUCUCUACACUAUAUAAAACACACACACAGUAAUACAAAACACCCUCCAACUUCAAUUUUCUCCAUACAAAAAAUAAUCCACUUUUAGUUCCUAAUUUUUUUUUAAAAUGAAAUUUUUGAUUUUCCUAAUGAUGUUUCUUGCUUUAGUUCUAGUAACAAAUGGGAAUAAUAAUAAUCUGGUAGAAUCAACAUGCAAGAACACACCAAAUUAUGAGUUGUGUUUGAAAACUUUGUCUUCAGACAAAAGAAGUGAAACAGCAGGGGAUGUAACAACAUUAGCACUAAUUAUGGUGGAUGCUAUUAAAUCUAAAGCUAAUCAAGCUGCUAAUACUAUUUCAAAACUUAGGCAGUCUAAUCCUCCUCUUGCUUGGAAAGAUCCCUUAAAGAAAUGUGCAUUUUCAUACAAGGUAAUUUUAACAGUAAGCAUGCCAGAAGCCAUAGAAGCAUUGACAAAAGGUAAUCCAAAAUUUGCAGAAGAUGCAAUGGUAGGUUCUUCUGGUGAUGCACAAGAAUGUGAAGAAUAUUUCAAAGCUACAACUACUAAAUAUUUACCACUUUCUAAAUUAAAUAUAGUUGUUCAUGAACUUUCUGAUGUUGGUAGAGCUAUUGUAAGAAAUUUAUUGUGAAAUGUCAUGUCAUGUUAUGUUAUGUGUGUUCUUCACAAAAUUAGUGACAUGUGUAAUA
Messenger RNA from Solanum dulcamara, 764 nucleotides. RefSeq names its product cell wall / vacuolar inhibitor of fructosidase 1-like. The record is from RefSeq and is a predicted model, not a curated record. Lineage: Eukaryota; Viridiplantae; Streptophyta; Magnoliopsida; Solanales; Solanaceae. The transcript is spliced from 2 exons. Gene Ontology annotation, molecular function: enzyme inhibitor activity. Gene Ontology annotation, biological process: negative regulation of catalytic activity. The coding region runs from base 188 to 706 and encodes 172 amino acids.